GGAAGGCAGGGCUUCUCCACGGACUUUUAGGACGGAAACAUGAGUCGGACUUGUUUUGUAUUCACUUUCCAGUAAAUCUCGCCUCUCGUUCUUUUUCCACGGAUGUGGAAGUAAUGAGGAGGAGGAGGAGGAGGAGGACGGGUCCGAUGGCGCGCCAUGCAGCACCUUGAGCCCAUGGAGACAUGGCACAGCGGUUCCUCUCCUCCGCCUUCAUGCUGACUGUGUCCUUGUCCUGCACCUACUUGUGCUACACCAUCUUUGUCGGCCGCACCGCCGUCAUGACGGGGCGGCCACACCUGGCCGGCCGCUGCCCGCCGAGCAGGCUCGCCGGCGGGAAGAAACUUCUCGCCCAGGCGGACCACCGCCAGUGCGCCUGGCUGGAGGCAGCCCAGCCCGGCCCUCCUCCGCUCCGCCUUCCCGCCACGCGCUGGGGCGACGUCAAGGGGAAAAAUUUGAGUUCGGCGCCAAAAUUGGGGAGUAAAAAGCUGCCCGGCGCCAUGAUUGUGGGGGUGAAGAAAGGAGGGACCAGGGCGGUGCUGGAGUUCAUCAGGAUCCACCCGGACGUGCGCGCCCUCGGGACCGAGCCGCAUUUCUUCGACAGGAACUACGACAGAGGACUGGACUGGUACAGGAGCCUCAUGCCAAGAACUUUGGAUAGCCAAAUCACUCUGGAGAAGACCCCAAGCUACUUCGUCACCAGAGAAGCCCCUCGACGUAUCUCCAGCAUGUCCCACCAGACCAAGCUGAUCGUGGUGGUCCGCAACCCGGUCACCAGAGCCAUAUCGGACUACACGCAGACUCUGUCCAAGAAACCCGACCUCCCCACCUUUGAGGAGCUGGCCUUCAAGAACAGGAGCCAAGGUUUGGUGGACACUUCCUGGAAUGCUAUCCGGAUCGGAAUGUACAUCCUUCACCUGGAGAACUGGCUGCGCUACUUCCGCCUCUCCCAGAUGCACUUUGUGAGCGGCGAGCGGCUCAUCACCGACCCGGCCGGCGAAAUGGGCCGCGUCCAAGACUUUUUGGGGCUGAAGAGGAUCAUCUCGGACAAGCACUUCUACUUUAACCGGACCAAAGGCUUCCCGUGCCUGAAGAAGCCGGAGAGCAGCGGCCAGCCUCGUUGCCUGGGGAAGUCCAAGGGCAGGACUCACGUCCAGAUAGACCGGGACGUCAUCGAGCAGCUGCAGGAGUUUUAUAGACCCUUCAAUGUCAAGUUCUUUGAAACUGUCGGACAAGACUUCAAAUGGGAAUAAACGGGACGAGAAAUCGGACUUGGUCUAACGGGGACGCUUCAACUUGAGACAACUGAAAACUUUUUGGUGUUUCCAGGAACUAAAACCAAUCAAGCUUUGGAGAACUCAGCCUAUCCACGACCGAGUUUUGGUUCAGUUCGGCGCGGUAAGCAUUGAGGAAUGGUGAGAUCACUGCAGUGGUUGGGACACACCGCAGUCCACGGAUUAGCGGAUCUUUGACGUCUUUUGGCGCCUCUUACACC
Messenger RNA from Nerophis ophidion (straightnose pipefish), 1492 nucleotides. It is a transcript of the gene hs3st2, whose product is annotated as heparan sulfate (glucosamine) 3-O-sulfotransferase 2. Gene Ontology annotation, molecular function: [heparan sulfate]-glucosamine 3-sulfotransferase activity. Bases 183 to 1250 code for a protein of 355 amino acids. The transcript has 2 exons. Lineage: Eukaryota; Metazoa; Chordata; Actinopteri; Syngnathiformes; Syngnathidae. The record is from RefSeq and is a predicted model, not a curated record.